Xyrauchen texanus (razorback sucker) is the source of this 3078-nucleotide messenger RNA. RefSeq names its product macoilin-2. The transcript has 11 exons. Gene Ontology annotation, biological process: neuronal signal transduction. Gene Ontology annotation, cellular component: rough endoplasmic reticulum membrane. Lineage: Eukaryota; Metazoa; Chordata; Actinopteri; Cypriniformes; Catostomidae. Bases 165 to 2243 code for a protein of 692 amino acids. The record is from RefSeq and is a predicted model, not a curated record.
GGUCUUCCACCCUGACUUUUUAUUUAUUUCUUUGUUUCCAGCAGAAAAUAUUACCACAGCGGUGUAUUCCUCUGCGGGACUGUCAAUGUUUCUCAUCCGAAUAAAGACAGAACCCUGGAUCAUACUGCUGUAGGUAUUAAAAAGCCCGAUUUAAGGGGGCGAGGAUGAAGCGGCGCAAUGCGGACUGCAGCAAGCUCCGACGGCCCUUAAAACGGAACCGAAUCACCGAGGGGAUCUACGGCAGUACAUUCCUGUACCUGAAAUUUCUGGUGGUCUGGGCGCUGGUUCUGCUGGCAGACUUCGUGUUGGAGUUCCGCUUCGAGUACCUCUGGCCAUUCUGGCUCUUCAUACGCAGUGUUUACGACUCCUUCAGAUACCAGGGCCUGGCUUUCUCAGUGUUCUUUGUGUGUGUGGCAUUCACAUCAGAUAUUAUAUGUCUGCUGUUCAUCCCAGUGCAGUGGCUGUUCUUCGCAGCCAGUACAUACGUGUGGGUACAGUACGUCUGGCACACAGAACGAGGGGUCUGUCUCCCUACUGUGUCGCUCUGGAUACUUUUUGUUUAUAUCGAGGCAGCUAUCAGAUUUAAAGAUUUAAAACACUUCCAUGUGGACUUGUGCCGUCCAUUUGCAGCACACUGUAUCGGGUAUCCAGUGGUGACGCUGGGCUUUGGUUUUAAGAGUUAUGUAAGUUAUAAGAUGCGUCUCCGCAAACAGAAGGAAGUGCAGAAAGAAAACGAGUUUUACAUGCAGCUGCUCCAGCAGGCGUUGCCUCCAGAACAACAGCUCAUACAGAGACAAGAGAGAGAAGCUGAGGAAGCAGCAUCUAAAGGCAUUCAAGAUGUCGACUCUCCAGCUGUGCAAAACGGCUCAGCAGGCGGUAAAAAACCUUCGUCUAACACGUUUCCAGAGCUGGAAUACAAAGAGAAAGGAGGGGGCAAGAACGAGUCGAAAAAACAACACAACCACAACCAGAACCAUCACAGCAGUACCAGCAGCAGCAGCAACAUCUUGCCGUCAGUGGACAGUAAAGCUCAGGAGAUGGAGUACAUGGAGAACCAUGUGAACAGUAAGAGACUGAGCAGCUCAGAUCUGCUGGGCAGCACUGAAAACCUGCUGAAAGAAGAACACUCAUCAUCCUCCUCCUCUUCCUCCUCUUCCAACUCCAACAAAAAUUACAAAAAUGCCAGCGGAGGAGGAGGGGGUGGGAGCUCCUCGCCCCGGGGGCACGGAACAGCCAACGGCAGCGUGCCGACCUCCUCCGGGCCUUCAUCGGCCUCCGCUUCCUCAAAUAAAGGGGACAGGAAACAGAAGUGUGGAGGAGGGAAGAACUCUGCAAUGCACAGAGACCCCGUGGAGAACUGCAUUCCCAACAAUCAGCUGAGCAAACCAGAGGCACUCGUCAGGCUGGAGCAGGAUGUUAAGAAGCUGAAGGCUGACCUGCAGGCGAGCAGACAGACAGAACAGGAUCUGCGCAGUCAGCUGGGCUCUCUGGGCAGCUCUGAACGCAGCAUACGCUCUGAGCUGGGACAGCUGCGACAGGAGAACGAACUACUGCAGAACAAACUUCAUAACGCUGUACAGGCGAAGCAGAAGGAUAAGCAGACAGUGGGGCAGCUGGAGAAGCGGCUGAAGGCAGAACAGGAGGCUCGUGCUGCAGCAGAGAAACUGUUGGCAGAGGAAAAGAAACGCAAGAAACUAGAGGAGGCCACAGCGGCCCGUGCAGUCGCUCUCGCAGCUGCAACCAGAGGUGAGUGCACAGAGUCUCUGAGGAGGAGGAUAUCUGAGCUGGAGACGGAAUGUAAGAAGCUCACACUGGACAUCAAGGUAAAGGAGGAUCAAAUCAGAGAGCUGGAGCUCAAAGUCCAGGAGCUGCAUAAAUAUAAGGAGAUUGAAAAAGACACAGAGGUUCUGAUGUCAGCACUGUCAGCAAUGCAGGAUAAAACCCAGCACCUGGAAAACAGCCUCAGCGCAGAGACCCGAAUCAAGCUGGACCUCUUCUCUGCCCUUGGAGAUGCCAAGAGACAGCUGGAGAUUGCACAAGGUCAAAUUCUGCAGAAAGACCAGGAGAUAAAAGACCUGAAACAGAAGAUCGCAGAAGUGAUGGCCGUCAUGCCCAGCGUGGUCUAUUCAGCAGAUACAGGCAGCAUGACCCCAGUCACACCCCAUUACUCCUCCAAGUUCAUGGACACCAGUCCAUCAGGCCUGGAUCCAAAUGCAUCUGUUUACCAGCCCUUGAAAAAAUGAAUGCUUGUUACCAACCACAACAGACCUCCUCUCACACACACACACACACACACACACACACACACACACACACACACACACACAGUCCUCUCUGGUUGUUUCUUUUCCUCCAUAGGCCCAGAUUCAGUUCAUCUUUUGGCAUGUCUGUGGCUCAGAUUGCAUUUUUUUGUUUUUCUUCAGUUUUUCGUCUUCUAUUACUACAGCUUCUUGCCUGGUCAGAAGGAUGUUGUAUUGUGUGACUGUAUUUGUUGUAGUAAAAAAAAAAAAAAGACAAAAAAGAAGACUUUUAAGGGACAUCACACUGCUGUUUUUUUCUCUUGUAAAUGUCUAGAAACCUCACAGAAGUCAGUGAGUAUCUUCCCGCAGUCAAUUCAGAGACCUCUCGCUUCAGGUUUUUGUUCCUCUAUUUUGGAUUUCAGCCUUGAUUUACUUUUCGGGGAAGGAAAUCAGGCAAGUGUGAGAUCUGUUGUCCCAGGUGCUCUACCCCAUAUCAGAGGUCAAGAGGAUUUAUUCUCUAGAAUGUCACCUAAGUAACUAAGAUGACAAGAAUGUAAUACAAUGUUGAACUUGUCUCAAAAAACCCAAAACUCAUGUCUGUAUCAAACUGCAAAAUAUGACCAAAUUAACAAAUUUUUUAUCAGUAUCUCAGAAAUGGACAACUCUUGAUUUUCUUGACUUGUAGGACGGUCCGAAGCUUCACCUUCGAUAUGGAUUGCUGUCCAGUUACGUUAUAAACCACACACCACAAACUUGCAGAUUGUUUCUGAGAAGUCCAAUAAUAACAGUUAAUCAGUGCCUUCAUAUGGGACCUCAUUGGUGGAAAUGAAAGACCCCC